Aureobasidium vineae is the source of this 1125-nucleotide messenger RNA. The record is from the annotation of a GenBank genome assembly. Lineage: Eukaryota; Fungi; Ascomycota; Dothideomycetes; Dothideales; Saccotheciaceae.
AUGGGCGACACGGCGGGGUCGACGGCCGGCACCAAACCAAAUGUGCUCAUCAUUGGAGGCCUUGGUUACAUUGGACGCUUCCUGACCACCUACAUCCAUGCCAACUCGCUUGCCUCGACACUCAGGAUAGCAGACAAGCAAUUGCCGCAGCUGGCCUCGCUGGCCCCCGAACACAAGGAUGCCUGCAGCGACAACUUCAUGCAGGCCGAUGCCUCGCGACCACAAUCCCUGAGCCGUAUCUUCGACCUGCCCGACGGCCAGUCUUUUGACUACGUCUUCAACUGCGGUGGAGAGACACGCCACUCGCAAGACGACGAGGUCUACAAGUUACGGUCCUACGAGCUGUCUCUCAGCGUUGCCAAAGAGGCUGCUCGCCGCCAUGUAAAAGCCUACGUCGAGCUAUCCACUGGCCACGUCUACGACAGCAAACGCGAACCGCCGCGCAGAGAAACAGACAAACUCAAGCCCUCGCUCAAGCAGGCAAAGUGGAAGCUACAAGCCGAAGAAGACCUCAGCAAGAUCCCUGGCCUGCCGCUCGUCAUCCUCAGACUACCCAACGUCUACGGGCCCUAUGCUGGACAAUGGAUGGGCACUCAAUUGGCCCUCGCCCGUGUAUACCAAGGCAUUGAGAAAGAGUUGAAAUGGCUAUGGGGUCCUGAGCUGCGCACCCAUACCGUCCACAUCGACGAUGUCGUCCGCGCAUGCUGGACUGCAGCCGACUGGCGAGCAAAUCAAGCACAAUCCGGCGCAGCUGCUGACAGUGCUCCNCCCACACCUACCUCUCCCAUACCCAAGAAGGGCCCCAUGUCCUCGGCCUCGGUCUUCAACAUUGUCGACAAGGGUGAUACCAGCCAAGGAACAAUGGCCGAGAUUACCAAGGCUCUGUUCGGCAUCGAGACAGGUUUCCAAAACGUCCUCAUCAACACCUUUGCACGUCUCAACCUUGAGUCCGUUGUCGACGACGUCAAUGACGAGACUCUUGAUCCCUGGGCCGAACUACAAGAAAAAGCUGGUCUUGAGGGCGGCACUGGACCUCUGAGUCCCUUCAUGGAAAAGGAACUCUUGCGCGAAGCUGAUCUCUGCCUUGAUGGCAAAAAGUUCGAGCAGACUGUUGGAUUCAAGUAA